Striga asiatica is the source of this 1067-nucleotide messenger RNA. The record is from the annotation of a GenBank genome assembly. Lineage: Eukaryota; Viridiplantae; Streptophyta; Magnoliopsida; Lamiales; Orobanchaceae.
GGAGCCUUUUGUCUUUCUACUUUAUUAUUCCCGUCCCCUGUCGAAUUUGAACUUUUUUUAACAGCUAAAACCGAGUUUUUUCCUCACAUGAGCUCACAUUAAUAUCCUCUCGCUCUUGCUUUCACUUUUUCCUGUCUUUACCAGUGCUUCCCAUUGUUGUUCCUUCUGUGGCCAUAAUUUCUCAGAAUUGACCAUCGUUUUCCGGUUGCUCUGCCUGAGGCCUCUACGAUUUCAAUUGGUUUUGUUAUUUUUCUAGCCAUCCUUGCCUUUUUUACUGAAAAACAAAUGACUCAAGCCUACGCAAUUGAGCUUUACUUUGACCCGGCCCUCGAGAACCAAGUUUUGAAGGCAUGGAACGUGUUAGCUCGACGCCAGAUAAGCACUCAGUUAAUCGAGAUCGAAUCACGGCCCCACAUUACCUUAUUCUCGACCGUUUUUGCCGACACAGCUAAAAUCGAGAAUGUCCUAAGGAAUCUCACUUCAAAGCAAGAACCUCUGCAUAUAUCCUUCUCCUCAAUAGGAAGCCUCCCAAACGAUAACAAUGUUCUCUUUCUGGGGCCCACUCCAUCUCUGUCUCUCCUUCAAUUCCACACGCAGUUAUGUGAUGCCUUGAGAAAGGAAGGAGUUGAGAUUGGGGAAGAUUAUCGUCCGGAUAAAUGGAUUCCUUACUGUGCGGUGGCUGAUGACGUGGCAAAGGGCCGUUUGGCGGAGGCUUUCAGUGUCUUGCGUGAUUUGAAGAUGCCGGUUGGUGGGUAUGCAGUGGAAGUCUCGUUGGUCGAGCACCCGCCCGUUCGAGAAAUAGUCUCGUUUCCUUUGGGUGUUCAUUAUGGUGGUGAGGUUUAAGGUUUAUGUUUUUAAUUUCGUUAAUACUAAUAUUAUGUUAGGAUUUUCUUUUCUGUCUUUCUUAAACUUUGUAGCUUUUGGAUGUUGCAAGAAUUGGUUUUAGAAUGUAUGAACGGUGGUUAAAGAGAUAAAUUCAGUAUUUAAUUGGGGUUGAAAGCUGUGUGAAUCUCUCAUCAAUUGUGUCUUGUUGUAUUUGCGUUUUAGAAGUACUUUGUCCCUGUGAG